GACGUAAUUAUCGAAAGGGCGUAUUAUGAAAGCUACAAAAUUAAAGUAAGUAAAAUUUUUAGUAGCUUUCAUAAUUCCUGAUGAUGACUCAACAGUAGUCGAAACGUUGAAUUAAAAAUAUGUAUUUUUUCGGAGUUUCCAUUGUAUAGGAAAAAAGCUAAGAAAAGAAAGAAAAGUAAGAGAGGAAAGGAAAAUGGUUUUUGAAAAAAGGAAGUUUUGUUCCCUUUCAAUUGAACCGGAAGUGUUUAGUUAAAAAUUAACCAAAUUAAGACGAAUGAUCUAUAUGUAAAACUCAAAAUUUGGUUCACAAAUCUUGAAAUCUCAAAUCUGCCACAUAAGAUCGCUUUGAUAACGAAAUGACUUUGCUAAGGAAAGAGUAAAUAGAACGGAUUUGUGCAGCUAAACAAACAUAUUUAAUACUCAACUCACGAUAUUUGAAAAGGUCACGAAAUGGAAGCCGAAGCCAUUGAAUACGAAGAAGACUUACAUCAAGAUGCCGAUGCAGUUGAUGUCAGAAAGAUCAUUUGUGAAGAUCAAGAUAGACCUGUGUUUACAGCUGGCUUCGCAAUAACAUUAAGCUGUGUUGUAUAUUUAAAGAAAGCUGUAGGAAAUCCACAAAUACACUUAGAAGUCAAGGGAAAAGUGCGUGUACAAUAUGAAGGUCGAAUUCUUGACGAUUCAUCGCAUUCAACUAGCGGCCUUCGAAAGUCGAAACGUCGUAAAGUAAGAGAGAAAAUGAUUUUUAUCCUGCCUGUUGUUUUAUCCCCAGGUUAGUAUGCUCUUUACAUUUGUGUUUUUAUCGGUUUGAUAUAGCUGUUUAUAUAAUGAACUGUUUAAUUUAAACUAUAAAAUAACUUCAUACACAGUGGCUAAAAUUAUUUAUAUUAGCAAUCAUUAUUUGUUUUCCUUUUUUCUUCAUAUUAAAUUAAAUCAACAAAGGUUUUCAGUCAUGCUUGCUGUGCUAGUUUCUGCUAUUUUUACUCCAGUGAGUGUCGUGCAUUUUGUGUUUUGUGUUCCAGCCUUCAAGCUGAUUAGAAUUACUGGCGGGGGCGUUUGGUGCGUGGCGUUUUUAACUGAUAAUUUGUUACUUUAUGUAGAAUUUGAUACAUUGGUUUGGACGAAUUCGGCGCCCGUUCAUGUUUAUUCGACUUGAACUUGCACUAAGAAUUCUUGUCAUGUUGGUGGGUUAAGAAACAGGAUGUGUGUCACACUCAGACAAAUAUUUGGCAUUUUUGCGUGUCAUAUCCUAAUUAUCUACUUGAUCUCUGUUACGUGGGUGACAUUUUAAUAUACCUAAAAUGAAAAAUCAUAAUCAGAUUAAUACCAGAUUCACAGCCCACAAAUACAGGGACAUAGCAAUACAAGGUGUCAUAAUUACAAUUUUUCAAAUUUCAGAAUAGCAGUAUUUUUUCUCACUAGUUUGGAAUUUUAUAUAAAUAUAAUUACACAUAUCCAAGAAGUUCUAGAGGAGCUCCCGGCCUCAAAUUCCCCUGAUGAAAUAUAUCCUAUGAUGUUUAAGUUUAGCACCUGCAGUCUACAGAUCAUGCAUUGCACCCCCACUUAGGACAGUACAAUAACCAGCUAGACCUGUAUGGAAACAAUGAAAAGACAAUCCACUCCUGUUGGUUCCUACAACAGGUCAAAAAUAGGACAACUGCACCUCUCUAUAGGAGCACACAACAGUGCUUAGUUAUAUGUACUGUACUGUUAAACAAUGGCUCUGUCCUUGACAAAGAUCUCUGAAGGGUAAAACAGACUUUGAUUAUACUGUAUGAGUGAAAAUUGAACAGACUAACUGAACAGUAAAAAGUUUAACACUCACUGAUGAACAUGAGAGAUUCUAUGAAAAAAUUGUAUAUUGUCUGUAUUAUACACAAAAUUAUUGGGCAUCCCAAUUCAUGGCUCUCUUUAAUUCCAAGGAAUAGUAUUGCUUGGUUCAAUGUUAAAUCCAUUUCUAUCAACAUUCCAGCCUAAUAACUACUAUAUGUCCUCCACUGCCACUACUGCUACCUUUCACACAUCUGAUUGGUUAAUCAGGAAGAUUAAGCACAUCUGAUAAAAUUGGUUAAUGCUCUUUCGACAGUAACGUUACUACUUUUCAUUCAGAUGCUGGUAUAUCGACUAUAUUAUGGAUGUUUGGUUUUGAUGUCCGCCCAUCUGCACUGAACCUAAUAUAAAAUAUUGGCCAAAAGUUCAUAGAACAACUGAACGUUUGCACUAGUUUUGCCCUAAAUUUAUUUUGUUAUAUUUUAUAAGUGUGGAAACUCUCCCCGCAUCCCCUGUUCAAUGUUGUUUCAGUUACAGUAUUGUUGUGCCAGAUCUCCAGCUAUAGUUACGUGAAACAACAUUGAAUGGGGGGAGGAUGGAUGAUGUGAUAUAUAAGGUUUUUGGCCAAGAUUGUAGCUAUUAAUCUGAUUUCCAAUCAUAUCAGGAUACAAUGCAAUAAACAGUAUUUUAGACAAACAUGAUAAAUUUCGUUCAAGGCUUUCGUAGAAAGCUUCGGAUUGAUAGGGAUGCAACUACCUGAAAAUACAAGAAGAACUUCAACGUUUCCCUUUGACUUACAGAAUUUUCAAUCUUGUGGUCUUUGGUUAAUUGACAUUUGCUACUACUACUGGUAAAUAAAAAAAGCCUUCUGUUGUUCUCGCCUAUUAUUAUAUCCGUAUGUCACAGAAAUAUUGGUAUCGAUGUCGAAGAAAAGCAAAUAUAUCAAACCAGUAUCGCAUCAAAUUUAAAAAGUGGAUAUCGCCCAUCCAAUGUAGUAGAAUCUAAAUCAAAUGUGCUAUUUCUAUAAUCCCAGUGACUGAGUGACCUACUGCCUACUGCUCUAUAGACUGAGCAUCUUUUUUUGUUAUGAUUUAGAUAUAAAAUGCAGUUUCGGAAAUUUGCGGGCAGAUGAGGGUUUUCAUCACACACACUUCAUCACACUUUUUGAUCACACUUUUCCAGUGAAGUUCUUAACAGUGUUGUAGUUUUGUACCAAAUUGUUCAAAUUUCCUGGUUAGAUAUUGAUUUUAAAUUGCUGCAGACAAAAGGAUUAAAAUGUUUGAAUAUUCAUGUAUUUUUUAGCAUUCCUAGAAGCUGGAGAACAUGUCGUGCCAAUAACCUUCGACCUACCGUAUAAUUUACGAACUUCAUUUGAAAGUCCAAUGGGCUCAGUUCGUUACUGGAUUCAACCAAAUACUACAUAUCAUUCUGUUGCAACUGCAGAUGCUUUUUAUUUUGAUGUAAAUGGCCUUAACUGUUUCAUCCAAAGAGGAAUACCUCGAGAAAAAACUUAUGCAGAAAGCGUUAGAGGAAUGUUUUUCUCUAAAAGUCCAGUGGAAAUUAUUUGUUCGGUCGAGUGGGAAGGUUGUGAGAUUGGGGAGUCUGUUCCAGUUACUGUCAAGGUAAGUUAUUGUAUUGCUAUCAGGAAAUGGGACUGCUAGUAGAUCAGAAGCCUUGGAACACACUCAGAAACUGUGACAUUAGGAUACACACUACAACUAAAAAUGAAAUUUCGGUAUUGUCGUAAUCAUUGAUCGGGUUGGUGCAUUUCCAAAAGGUACUUUCAAUUGGUAUCAACAACAAUGAUAUCAAAGUUUUGUUCCGCGUAGCAUUCCUCUUUCUCUCUCGUCAAAAUUACAGUAGACAACCUAUGUUGGAUAGUAGAAAAGAUUAGAAAAGAAUGGAAUCUGUGCAUUUAUGCAGAUUAUAAUCAAAUUUUUGGCACACGAAGAGCAUCAGCAUUAUGAUGUUUUCAUGAUAUUUUCAAAAGUAAUCAGUCAAUAUCUAUGUUCAUCAUAAUCCAUAAAUGACACCAUAUUAUCUUUGGCACUAUAGUCUCUAUUCUGUGUCUUCGCUAGGAACUUCUUGCCCUAGGAACAAAGGUUGAAUUGCCAACUUGACUUUGGCAGCUUCAACUUGACUUUGGCACCGAGCUUCUCAUACCAAUGCAAGUUCUAGUAAAUAAAUCUGCUUUCCUCUUUCGGAAAGGGAUAUAGCCAAUGUGGGGAAUUUGUUACACAUUGCGUUAUAAGCAAUCAAUGACAAUGCAUGUAGGUACUACACUGAUCAAGUAUCAUGCUUGAUGAAAAAACGUCGAUGUAAUUAUAUUGUACAAAUAAAUUUUAAAUGUAUAUUUUCCAGGUUCAUUCAUCUCAUAAAAAGAUCAAGUAUGUGAACAUAGAUUUAUGUCGGGAAGUGAGCAAUUUCUUAGGAGACCCGAGGAUAAUGGUCGUAUCAUCAGCCAAAGUGAAACUGAACUCUGUCUUUAAGACAUUGAAAUCUUGGAAAGGAAAUUUUGUCAUUCCUGAUGAUCUGCGACCUGAAGCGUUUCAAAUAAAAGGGUUUUUUAGCGUCGCCUAUCACCUUAAGGUGAGUAUUACAGCGUUUUACUUUGUCUUUGUUUAUGCAUGAUGGCCGAACUCUGUUCAACAAUGUACUGUUCCAAAGAUACCUAUUUUGUUUGAGAUCUGAACGCGUUUAGGAAUGCGUCACGCGAAGCCUUACAAAUGGAUAAAAAUUAAAUACUGCGUUUAAAUACACGACACAACACGGAUUAUGGUAAAGUGGGUAAUGUGGUUGGGAUAAUGUUAUUAAAUUAAAUUAAUACAUAUCUCAAUACGCAUCUGUCAAGCGUACUUUGAGCAUGAUGAAUUAUAAAGUGCGAAGAAUAUGGUCGGUGUCAGAAUCGUUUAGAACACGUAUGCACCUCUCUAUCCCCAAGACCCUGCCCCUCGUCUCCGUCCUCAUCACCAUGUUCUCUACUAUAUACUAUCCACACAAAACUACCCUGUCAAAUUUUCAUUGUCCAACUUACCUUCUGUGAGACUGUGCCUGUGGCUAUACUCGCUCGAAUUCGGCAAAGUUGUGACCGCAGAAUUAAUGGCGGGAAUUUGACUUCAUAAACAAAAAACCUGUAAUACAAUUAACAACUUGCUGCUAAUCUCAACAAUCCGUUUUAAACUUCGAGUUCUGUGAACAUUAAUGACGGUAUAGUCGUGUAUCCUUACUUCCCGUCAAACGUUUUAAAGGCAUCUGCGGUGCAGGCUAGAAAGCCAAUACACGAAAAGUUGUACUUGUAUUUUGAAACCCUCAGUCCGGUAUUUCCUGCCGUACUAAAGCCUCAACCGUUCUGCGAGACACAAAAUGUGAACAGAAGUGAAAGUUUUGGCCGAAAAAUCAAGAGUAUUAUAUAAACACAAAUCAGUAUGGAAAUUUGAAAUUGUAUUUUAAAAGUAUUAUGUUGACUUUAUCUUUUACUUUUGUAUAGUUUACAGCACUGACAACAUUCAGUAACAACUUCAGUGUGUCAAUUCCUAUCAAAAUUGGAAACAAGUUACCAUCAAUGGAGAAUUUGGCGAUAGAUAAAAGUAAAUGGAAAGAACUUGAAGAAUUUUACGAACAGACUGGUUUGAAGGGAUACACCAGUAUAAUGAGUAAGUCAAGCUCAAGACAAGUAGUUAACUGUAAUCUUAACUGUAUUUUUCGGGGUGUUUCGAAAACGAAGACCCACAAAAACGUAAUUUCGUAAUUACGAAAACAAAGACCCCCUGGCAAAGUCCCGUCUUCGUUUUCGUACAACGAAAUCAAAGACCAUAAAAAUUUUAUUUUUUACAUUGUUUUCGGGAUAAAAAUAAGCGCGAAAAUUUUCCGAUAAUAAAAGACGCAUGCAUGGUAUGCUUUCAUGAAUGAAGAUAUUUCGUCUCCGCAAUUUGGUAUGAGUAAACUGAAGAGCCUUAUCGCUAGGCCCCAUGCAAGGCCAAGUUCAUAGUAGUUCUUAAUUGCCAGGAAUGUCCAAUUAUAGGCAAUAAAAAUUAAGAUGUACACGUCCAGCUUUAAACUGAUCAAGCUUGAUCAAGUAACAUAUAAGACUAGCAGUAGUAAGAAAUAAUUUGAAAUCUAUUGAAAUCUCUAUGGCUGCGGGGACUGAUAUGAUUCCCAGGGCAGGGAAAUUUUUCAAUUUGCUUUUUCAUUUUUCUUAUUGAAAAUGUGUUAUAGUGUCAAACUGAAUUUUCAGUUUCUUCAUGAAACAUUUCGAGAAACAAUUCAUCUCAUAUUGGAAUGACAGGUCCACGGCCAUCUCGCACGGGAUGAUGGUGACUCGAUCAUUUUCCAUGUUGUGCUUAACUGUCAUGAAAAAGUCCAUAAGGGGCGGACCAUUAGAAAUCCCGCGAGGGGGAGUAUAAAAUUUUUGCGGCACGAACUUUUUUCAGUCUCAUGUCUCUGCAGGAUUUUUUUUGUGCAUUUAACCUCUGCAAGAAUUUUUUUUCAAGACUAUUUGCAUUUUGCUUGCACGGUUUUUUUUUCUCUGACGUAAUGGCUGCGCGAAUUUUUUUCCUGGCAUUUUUCUUUGCACAAAUUUUUUUGGGGGAAUUUUCACCCCCACCCCCCCUCCCGGGAUUUCUAAUGGUCCGCCCCUAAAUGAUGAAUAUUUCUGCAUGUAAGCUCUAGUCAAUACCGGGCGCUGCAUCUCUGAUAAUGGACAUAAUGCAAUGCAAUGCAAACAAACAUAUUUUAUUCAUUUUUGGCAGGUCUUGAUGAACUGUUUGCGCCUUCGUUAGAAGAUAUUUCCAAUGGUAUGAUGAAACCGAAAACUGAAACUCAAGUAUGAAAUCACUUCUUCACUGCUGGUGGUGAAGAGUUACAGAAGACUGGCAAGCAACACGAGUGAUUGCGAAGACCAUUGCACCUGAAAAUGUGUGGAACAUCUCGUGUGUGCUGUACAGCAGUUUACAGCUGUACAUUAUGUGAAAGGUUUAUACUACACGCGUAAAAAUCAUCAUGUUGAUGCAAGUUGUUCAAAACAGGAGCGAACAAUGUUGUGCUGCACCCCGUGAACAAUAUUGUUAACAAGUUGUUGAACCAUCAAUAUUGUUGCAACUUGUUGACAAUCAUGUUAACAACUUGCAACAGUACUGAUGGUUGAACAACUUGUUAACAAUAUUGUUCACGGGGUGCAGCACAACAUUGUUCGCUACUGUUUGAACAACGCCGAACAACCUGAUCAAUUUUUACCCGUGUAUUAUAGAAAUACACCCUUCCGGAAAGUACGUCACUUUGGCUAUAGAGCCUCGUUUUCGUGUGUCUGACAUCAGUUCAAACCCACGUCUUAAUAACGAAAACGAAGUGACAUACUUUCAACUCUAAGCUAAGAUGACAUACUUUCCGGAAGCGUGUAUUAUCAGAAUGCCAGUACUCAGAGAAAGCUAACAAGAACUAUGUUCAUAGAAAUAUAAAAUAGCUUAGUAUCAGACAUGCUGAUAACUAAUAACUAAAUGAUAGCAUAGUAGACAAUAGAUCAUAAUGAUCAAACUUUAAAUUUUAAACAAGGAAACCACCUUGGUGGUUUUAGUAUGUAAUAUUUUAGCAGAAGUAACUAUCAACUACAGUAUUUAGUGUUUUAAUGUUCCUUGUUUUACCAUGUAAAUAUAAUACAAUUCAAUAUAGUUUAAGUGAAAUAAAGCAGUUUUAACAAUGAACCUUUAAAAUUUUAUCCUAACGGGUCCUGGUAUCUAGAUAUAUUUUGUACACUAAAUAAAUUCUAAAUGCACUACAUCUUUAUUGCCUUAAAAAAUCAUUAAUAAUUCACGAAGAGACAAACAAAAUCGCUGCCGUGUCGGUGGUUUUAUACGUGACAAAAAUUCAUGUUAAUUUACAUAAACUUUAGCUUUGAUUUUCUCGGCUUAGACAAUGCUUAUUUUAUUCGUAAGAUGGGUCGUGCUUUGAGAUGGACUUGUAGUCGUGCUUUAUCAGAUAUAAAACACUCGUGCCGCAGCUCGUGUUUAUAUCUGAUAAAGCACUCCUACACGCGUGUUUUAAAUAAUACUUAAAGCUAAGCCAUUAUGCAUUAACGUUGUCCUCUAUACAGAUACCCAUGUGUGAUGUGUCUGGCAUGAUUGCACUAGCACAUUAUUAUUAUUAUUAUUAUUAUUAUUACGCUUUCCUUCAAACUUUUAGCUCUUGGCCGCAAUGAAGAAUUUCGACACAAAUAAAUUAUGCAAAGUAACUAUAAAUACUGACAAACACUUUUAGGAUCUUGGUUUUAGAAGAAGCUUCACGAUUUCCGAGCUUAUAGCGAUAAAGUAAACUAUGUUUUCGAGGGGGCCAAAUUUCCGAAGGGGGGCAUAUUUCCUAGGAAAUAUGGCCCCAGGGGGCGAAAUUUCCU
Paramuricea clavata is the source of this 8149-nucleotide messenger RNA. The record is from the annotation of a GenBank genome assembly. NCBI's taxonomy places the organism in Eukaryota, Metazoa, Cnidaria, Anthozoa, Malacalcyonacea, Plexauridae.